This is a messenger RNA of Daldinia decipiens, 2172 nucleotides long. Its product is annotated as protease S8 tripeptidyl peptidase I. Bases 1 to 2172 code for a protein of 723 amino acids. Gene Ontology annotation, biological process: proteolysis. Lineage: Eukaryota; Fungi; Ascomycota; Sordariomycetes; Xylariales; Hypoxylaceae. The transcript has 9 exons. The record is from RefSeq and is a predicted model, not a curated record. Gene Ontology annotation, molecular function: tripeptidyl-peptidase activity; serine-type endopeptidase activity.
AUGAAGUUGUUUAAUUUCAUUACUCUGGCAGCUUUGGCCGUGCUAGAAGUCUUUGCCGCGCCCCCUUUCCACCAGUCGUUAAGCGCCGAAUCUUCUGUACUGAGACGAAGGAUACCAGACACCCAUAUCCAACAUGAGAAAAGAGCUGCAGUACAAGAAAGAUCCUGGACGAAAUUGAAGAGGGCAAUACCUGAUGCUAUCUUACCUAUGCGCAUAGGUUUGAAGCAGCAAAAUCUCCAAUCAGGCCACGAUCUGUUGAUAGACAUAUCAAACCCUAAAUCAAAGAACUAUGGCAAGCACCUCUCAGCAGGAGAGGUUGUCAAAUUCUUUGAGCCGGCAGAAGCAAGUGUCAAGACAGUGAAAGACUGGCUCAUCAAGGCGGGGAUUCCGUCUAAUACCAUCUCGCAGUCUAGCAAUAAACAAUGGGUACAAUUCGAUGCCCCCGUUAACAAAGUAGAAGAUCUCUUAAUGGCAGACUAUCACAUCUGGGAACACGUAGAUACAGGUGCUAAAAACAUCGCUUGUGAUGAAUAUCACUUGCCAAAAGAGGUGAAAGAACACGUUGACUACAUUACACCUGGUAUUAAGCUGAUGGGCUACGGGAACACACAAGAGCCUCCAUCGAAGAAACGGAGGGAAGCCGGUGUACACUCCAUUCAUCGUUUCGGCCAGCCAGUUGAUGAGGGUGAACUUGCUAAGCUUAAAAGUGAGAGGAGCAAGAAUAACCUCGCAUCCCUUAAACGGACUACAGGGCCGAACGUAGAGGGACCUUUACGCCUUGCGAGCCCAGUGGAACCUGCAGAUGUAGCAAGCGGUAAUUUCACGCUGCCUGGUGGCUGUGAUAAAUAUAUCACACCGGAUUGUAUCAGGGCUCUGUAUGGCAUCCCGAAAGGGUCCAAGAAACACCCAGAUAACAAAAUGGGAAUUUUCCAAUCCCUCGGGCAACACUACACACAGCAUGAUCUCGACACAUUCUUCUGGAGCUUCACGGAUGAAAUCCCGAACGGAACGCAUCCUGAGCUCUUUUCCGUAGACGGCGGGCAAGGAGCUACAACAAAUCUUAGGCUGGCCGGCUCAGAAUCAAACCUCGAUUUUCAAAUGGCGUACGGAUUGAUCUGGCCCCAGGAGCCUGCGCUCUACCAGGUCGACGACGAGUGGUACCAGACUAACUACCAGUUUGACCCAGAGUCAUACUUGGGCUUUUUUAACAACCUUUGGAACGCAAUCGACGGCAGCUACUGUACCUUCGAGGCAUAUGGCGAAUCAGGUAAUUGUAAACGUCCCGAAUGUCGAGACCCUGUGUAUCCGAAUCCGCAUGACCGUUCUGGAUACAGCGGCCAGUUGAUGUGCGGUGUGUACAAGCCGACAAACGUCAUCAGUAUCUCGUACAGCGGAGCCGAAAUUGAUCUCCCAGCGUCUUAUCAGCAGCGACAAUGUGCCGAGAUUAUGAAGCUCGGCUUACAAGGCUCUACGAUCAUCAUCUCAUCAGGCGAUUACGGCGUCGGUGGCUUCUCAUCACCCGGGGCACCUUCUGGCUGCUUAGGUCCCGCACAUGAUGUCUUCAAUCCGCAGUUCCUCGCGACCUGUCCUUAUAUCUUGGCGGUGGGAUCGACCGUCCUGCAGGCUAAUGGGACUCCUGGUGUCGACCCCGAGGAGGCGACGGACAGGUUCCCGUCUGGUGGGGGAUUCUCUAACAUCUACGAUGCCCCGGAUUGGCAAAUGGAUAUUGUCAAUAAGUAUAUCGAAGAGGCUAAGCUCCCAUUCGAGGGUUACGAAGGCGGUGGCAGCAACUUUAGCAACGUUCACGUCGGUAUAGGGCACUUCAACAAGCUAGGGAGAGCAUAUCCAGAUGUCUCGGCUAAUGGAGACCACUUCGUCAUUUCGAGCGGCGGCGAGCUACUUAGCAUUGGUGGCACAUCCGCUUCGGCGCCACUCUGGGGAUCGAUCAUAACUCUGAUUAACGAGGAGCGCUUAGCGGCCAGUAAAAGCCCGGUCGGCUUCGUUCAUCAAGUCCUGUAUUCUCACCCCGAAGUCUUCAAAGACAUCACAAAGGGCGAUAACCGAGCAUGUAAGACGACUGGAUUCCCGGCUAUUGAGGGAUGGGAUCCUGUAUCGGGAAUGGGUACUCCGGACUACCCCAAGCUGUUGGAGCUCUUUCUGAGCUUGCCGUAA